UCCUGCUGGAGAGAGGGUUUUCCACCCGUUGUAGAAGAAACCUCCAGCAAGUCAUUCACAUGGAAAGCAAGCAUCCAACUAAUGGCAGAAAGCAAUUGCACCCAACCAACUGAGUUUGUCUUAAUGGGGUUCACAGAGGACCCGGUGACACAGGAGCUGCUCUUUGUGGUGUUUUUAAUCAUCUAUCUCACCACGCUGGUGGGGAACCUGGGGAUGAUCGUCCUCAUCAGGACCAACUCUCAGCUUCAUGUGCCCAUGUACUUCUUCCUCGGCCACCUCUCUUUGCUGGACAUCUGUUACUCUUCAUCUGUCACACCGAAGCUCCUGUUGGGCCUCCUUGCAGAGAGAAAUGUUAUUUCUUUCAAUUGCUGCAUCGCCCAGUUUUUCUUCUUUGCGGCAUUUGGCACCACGGAAGCCAUCCUCCUGGCCGUCAUGGCCUACGAUCGCUACGUGGCCGUCUGUCAGCCCCUGCACUACUUGGCUUCCAUGUCGCACAGGGUCUGUGUCCAGCUGGUGGUGGGUUCCUACGCUGCCGGGAGCCUGAAUGCCCUGGUGCACACCAGCGCUCUCCUCCGACUCUCCUUCUGUGGCCCAAACCUCAUCAACCAUUUCUAUUGCGAAAUGCCGCCCCUCCUGCUCCUCUCGUGCUCCGACACCCGGCUCAAUACGAUGGUGUUGGCCGUGUGUGUUGGCUUCAUCGUAACCACCUCAGUCUUGGCCAUCGUUGUCUCCUACACCUGCAUCCUGCUCACCACCCGGGGUGUCCGCUCUGCGGAGGACAGGCACAAAGCCUUCUCCACCUGCACCUCCCACCUCACGGCCGUCGCCCUCUUCUACGGCUCCGUGGCUUUCUUGUAUUUACAUCCCUUUUCCAAGCGCACAGAAGAUCAAGGGAAAACAGCCUCCAUCUUCUACACCGUGGUGACCCCCAUGCUCAACCCUAUCAUCUACAGCCUGAGGAACAGGGAGGUGAGGAGCACCCUCAGAAGAGAUAUGAACAAGCUCCUCACCUUCAUGGGUUGCCACAGGUCCUGCUCUAACCAAAGCAAAGCAGACAUCACCUGCCACAGCGGAACGAGCAGAAGAAAUAAGGGUGACACCUGACAGAAGAAGGGCACCGGACAGUUCUGUGCAUCUGGCGAGAUGUAGGUGCUCUACGUCGUGCUGAGUUUGAAUUAGGAAUUAAUUCACAUUGUGGUCCCUUGAGAAGUAAAUCACCUGUAACUACGGUGUUUGAAAGAAGGAGGGAAUGCAGGAAAGACAAUCCUAAAAACACAUGCAUUGUCAGUGAAGCUUUCACAGUAAAUGAACUUAGAAGCAGCUCUAGAACAUGCACAGCUGACACUUUUUACCAAAGAGGGUUUACUCAAUAUUAAAUUCUGUGGCCUGAAAGAGGUGACUCAGAGCAGAAGGGGACAAGCUAAAUUAAGGACUACAUGUUGGAGAAGUACAUUGUCUUUCAUAACUUUCUUCUCAAAUUUCCUACAUAGUUGCUUAAGUUGCUGUAGAACAAUAAACACGGUUUAUUAUUUUCUCUGCUUUGUCCAAAGAUAGUCUUUAUGAGGAACAGCACAGCCCCACACUUCAUAUAUACUGCAUGUAGACCACCCGUGUUGUGUAUCUUGCUUUCUUGGAUGGGUCUCCCCCACAGACACCCACCAGCUUAGGAGGAGGUUGGAGUUCUAUCCCCCGUGACAAGGAGUCACUCAGCUUGGCCAGGAACAGACUUUCAAGACAUUAUCUGAGCAGUGUUGGCUUUUCCCAGGAUGUCAUCUGGUGUUGACAACACAGAAAGCCUCCAUGCUUCUGGCAAUAUGUUGUUCUCAGAC
Molecule: messenger RNA, 1829 nt
Organism: Columba livia (rock pigeon)
Lineage: Eukaryota; Metazoa; Chordata; Aves; Columbiformes; Columbidae
Product: olfactory receptor 5J3-like
Exons: 2
Coding region: 82-1104 (340 amino acids)
Biological process (GO): G protein-coupled receptor signaling pathway; sensory perception of smell
Cellular component (GO): membrane
Molecular function (GO): odorant binding; G protein-coupled receptor activity; olfactory receptor activity
Source: RefSeq, a predicted model, not a curated record